Molecule: messenger RNA, 1889 nt
Organism: Amaranthus tricolor (Joseph's coat)
Lineage: Eukaryota; Viridiplantae; Streptophyta; Magnoliopsida; Caryophyllales; Amaranthaceae
Product: choline monooxygenase, chloroplastic-like
Exons: 10
Coding region: 114-1382 (422 amino acids)
Molecular function (GO): iron ion binding; 2 iron, 2 sulfur cluster binding
Source: RefSeq, a predicted model, not a curated record
CGAACAAUUUUUGGUUGGUAUAAUAAAAUUGCAAAAUUAAGGAAAAGAUUAAAAAGUUGAUUAUUUGUAAUCCCCAUUUCUCAAAUAUUGAACCAGUUUAGAAAUUGGAAUUCAUGGCUGCAAUCCAGAACCUUUUUAAUCUCCCUUUUGGGAACUAUCCCAGAAGAGAUAUAUAUAGAAUUCCAUUAAUUUUACCCAUUCCUAAAUUUAGGGUUCCAAUUAAAGUCACAAAUGGGUUAUCCUCCUCACUCCAAUCAAAGACCCAUAAAAUUUUGCAUCAAUUCGAUCCUAAUAUUCCAUUGGAAGAAGCUGCGACUCCACCAAGUUCGUGGUAUUUUGAUCCCUCUUUCUAUUCCCUUGAACUUGAUCAUGUAUUCUACGCAGGGUGGCAAGUAGUAGGAUGCAUUGAUCAGAUAAAGGAUGCUCAGGACUAUUUCACUGGCAGUGAUUGCAGAUUGGGGAAUGUGGAGUAUGUAAUAUGUCGAGAUGAUGAUGGUGAGAUCCAUGGUUUUCACAAUGUCUGUCGCCAUCACGCAUCUGUUCUUGCUUAUGGAAGUGGUAGGAAAACCUGCUUUGUAUGUCCUUACCAUGGAUGGACAUAUGGAUUAAAGGGAAAUCUCUUGAAGGCACCAAGAAUUACUGGCAUACAGAAGUUUGAUCCUAAGGAGUUUGGGCUCAAACCUAUAUGUGUUGCAACAUGGGGGCCGUUUGUUGUGAUCAAUGUAGGCUCGUCCGAGAAGAAAGUUGAUUGUGCAACAUUGGAGAAACAAUGGCUGGGUAGUUCGGCAGGCUUUCUCAGUGCCAAUGGGGUUGACACCUCUCUGAGUUACAUUUGUAGACGUGAGUACACUAUAGAGUGUAACUGGAAGGUAUUUUGUGACAAUUACUUAGACGGUGGUUAUCAUGUUCCCUACGCACACAAAGAACUUGCUUCCGGACUUAACCUUGAUACAUACAGCACUGAAAUGUUUGAAAAAGUCAGUAUCCAAAGAUGCACAAGCUCUUCUACUGAAACCGGAGGCAAUGACAGACUCGGUUCUAAAGCGCUCUAUGCUUUUAUUUAUCCUAACUUCAUGAUAAAUAGGUAUGGCCCUUGGAUGGACGCCAACCUUGUUGUUCCUUUAGGACCGCGGAAAUGCAAAGUAGUGUUUGACUACUUUCUUGAUUCGUCAUUAAAGGAUGACAAGGCAUUCAUCCAAAGAAGCCUAAACGACAGUGAAGCCGUACAGAUAGAAGACAUCAUGUUAUGUGAAGGUGUACAAAGGGGUCUUGAAUCACCUGCAUAUGAAACUGGAAGAUAUGCACCCACUUUUGAGAAGCCAAUGCACCAGUUCCACUGCUUGCUGCACAGCAGCCUGAUCGAACGGCCGAUUGUCGCUUAGUUUCAUAUUUGUUAGUAUAAGAAUAAAUCUAGAUUUUUUUAAUUGGGGUAAGGCCAGAAAAUCCUCAAUAGACUAGGGGAAGAGGAAUUGAACGUGAUGAGAAUCAAACCCUUGUUAUAAAGGUGAAAAGGAAAGCAACCACUAGGUCAACCCACGAUUUCCGUGAAUAAGUCUAUUUAAUAUGACAAGUAUAGUUUCGUCCAAAUUGUAAAUUAUGUUGUCGUUUAUGUAUAGUUGUCAUUAAGUUUAUUGGGGUAAGGCCGGGAAAUCCUCUACUAAGGGGAACGAAGAGGAACUGUACCGUUUGUACAUGCUGAGAAUCGAACCCUUGUUAUUAUGGUGAAAAAGGAAAGCAACCAUCAGGGCAAUCCCAGAAUAAGUAGUUAAUGUAACGAGAACUAUAGUUUCAUCCAAACUGUAAAUUAUGUCAUCGAUUAUGUAUAGUUGCCAGUAAGUUGAAUUGAAUGUUCAACGUAUGUAUAAUAGUUGCGGUGAUGUUUAAGAGGC